GGGAGCUGCGCCUACGGAGAGCUCGUCGCGUAACCACGAGCUGAAGGAGCUAUGGCGGUUACAGUGGGGUUUAGUGUCGUCACCACAAGCUGGGGCAUGUGCAAGCGCAUUGGCAGCUGACCAUAUGGAGGUGUAAUACUCGGACUCGGACUCGGCUCUUUUGAGAGCUGCUCUGCUUUGCUCAUGAACCGGCCGCCAGGACUAAUGUCAAUUUCCCCGAGAAAUGCGAGUUACCUGCAACGGUUACAAAUCGUUGACGCGCAGAACUGAGGCAGUGCCAAAUCCCUGGGCGACCCAGCUCACGACACCCAGCAGCUUGGUGAGAUGGCGGGGCAAUUGGGACUGGCUGGCUGGCUGGCUGGCUGGCUGAACUUGGACUUUUUCGUGCCAGUGAUGGUGGGGCAGUUCCUGAGAAGCAACCUCAGUCGGUCUUUGCUUGGUAGAACGGACUUUGCUUUUGUAGAAACGGACUUUGAUUCAACAGCGAGGCCGAGUGGGAGACACGAUGAGAUUUAUGCGUCUGAGGAUCUGGGAUCGGACAAGGUUCAGACAGAUCUCAUUUUCGCUGCCCAACCCAUAAUCGUUCUUUUAACCUUUUGCUUGACAAUAACCAAUGACUUUCCAAUGGCUCACAUGCACGGCUGAUGCAUCCUGCAGUCCCGGACAGUCAUAGCGGUUCCAUCUUACCUCAAGCACGUUUCGCU
Messenger RNA from Truncatella angustata, 704 nucleotides. RefSeq lists its product as uncharacterized. NCBI's taxonomy places the organism in Eukaryota, Fungi, Ascomycota, Sordariomycetes, Amphisphaeriales, Sporocadaceae. The transcript has 2 exons. The record is from RefSeq and is a predicted model, not a curated record. The coding region runs from base 325 to 645 and encodes 106 amino acids.